CUAGGGAGCCCUUAGUCUGUAUAUUUCCCAGCCGUUUUUAACGUGGCACAAUCCUGGUGUCAGGAUCGGAGCCCGGGCCUUUGAAAUGAGCAAUAUGCCGGGAAUCCCGGGCAUGGUUUUCAGAGCCGGUUCCCAAGCUGCGAGUUGAAGGCGGAAAAUGAGCCUAAACAGCGGCGUUCACCGCAGUACGUGGACAGACUUUUGACUCGGCGGAGUCCGCGCACCGUCUCCGACCCGGGCCUCGCGCCCGCGCCCCUCGCGGCGACCACCCUCUCGGGGCCCGCCGUCGCCGCCAAAAUGCUCGACGACAAGAAGUUCCCGCACCAGUGCUGCCCUCUCUACGGCGCCCUCGACACCUCGCUCAUCCCGUGGCCGGGCCUCAAGUUCGCCUGCGUCCGAAUUUUGGAGUUGUACGGCAAGGUCUUCGACCAGAUCCAACUUUGCGAGCUUAUCAUUAGGAAAACGUGUAACUCGUGCAAGUGCCCGCGAGAGUCGCACAAUGUGUACCACGAGGAGUGGGUCAACGUGAGGGAGAGGAUCGGAUUCAAAACGCCCGCCAAUGGGGACAGACUACCCUCGAAGGAGCUCUGUUUGAAUGAGGGAUACUCCUGGGUCCCUCCCGGAUUACCUAGUAAUAAA
Molecule: messenger RNA, 639 nt
Organism: Bemisia tabaci
Lineage: Eukaryota; Metazoa; Arthropoda; Insecta; Hemiptera; Aleyrodidae
Source: RefSeq, a predicted model, not a curated record